AUGUCUCCUUAUUCGGUUACCACUCUCCCCUCCUCGGGGUCAAAUACCCAGGUCGUUAGUAUAGACGCAGUAAAAAUCACAGAUGGACAUGUUAUGCUAUCGCGAAUCGAUGCUUGCGGAAUCCCUUCCACUACAGAGGUCACUUCUUAUACCGAGACCAAACGGGGUAUCGCCUAUAAUAAUGCAUCGCUUAUUAAAACCAUCCUCCCUACUACCAACGGGAAGCUGAGCUGGGGGUAUAACUGGGAUGCUACAGACGGGAACCUCGAUACGGGAAUCACGUACAUACCCACCUGUUGGAGCGACAAGUCAGAGGACUGGUUUGAGCAUGCCGAUGUAGCGAUAUCAAGAGGAAGCGACGCAAUAUUUAGCUUUAACGAGCCCGAUAUAGCCUCACAGGCAAACAUGAGCCCUGUGGUAGCCGCCGAUGCUCAUAUCAGACUUCUCAUCCCUUUCCAGAACAGGACCCGCAUCGCCGCCCCCUCCAUUAGUAACAGCCAGGAUCCGAACCAGGGGAUCGGCUGGCUGAAGCAGUUUUGGACUGCGUGCGCGGGACGAUGCGCCGUGGACUUUUGCAAUGCGCAUUGGUACGGGCCCGGUGGCGUGGAAGGGGCCAAUCAGUUUCUCACCUACCUUACCGACGUACGCACUGCUUGUGGUGGUAGGCCGGUCUGGGUAACGGAGUUCAAGGCCAUGGAUAGUAUUAAUCAGGAAGAAGAGUUUAUGAAGUAUGCUUUGCGAGAACUUGAUACGAACCCGGCAUAUAGGUUCGUAGAGAGAUACGCGUAUUUUUAUUUCCAUGAGGGUUUCCUAACAGGAGGAGACAGACUUAAUAGUUUUGGACAAUUAUAUGUUUCUAUAUAA
Hypoxylon trugodes is the source of this 864-nucleotide messenger RNA. RefSeq names its product glycoside hydrolase family 128 protein. Gene Ontology annotation, biological process: fungal-type cell wall polysaccharide metabolic process. The record is from RefSeq and is a predicted model, not a curated record. Gene Ontology annotation, cellular component: fungal-type cell wall. The coding region runs from base 1 to 864 and encodes 287 amino acids. NCBI's taxonomy places the organism in Eukaryota, Fungi, Ascomycota, Sordariomycetes, Xylariales, Hypoxylaceae. The transcript has 2 exons.